Molecule: messenger RNA, 1669 nt
Organism: Agrilus planipennis (emerald ash borer)
Lineage: Eukaryota; Metazoa; Arthropoda; Insecta; Coleoptera; Buprestidae
Product: U11/U12 small nuclear ribonucleoprotein 48 kDa protein-like
Exons: 5
Coding region: 200-1531 (443 amino acids)
Source: RefSeq, a predicted model, not a curated record
UUAUAACAUUCUCCUUUAUUUUAUUAAUUUAGAAAUUCUUUUGAUAUAGUUACUGGUACUCGGUAGUAUGAACCACUAUGCAUGCAUUCCUAACCUGUUCUAUUUUUUAAAACUUGGUAAAAUGUAAAACGACAUUAAUUGCAUUGCAUCCUAUUCCUGUGCUGCUGAUGUGAUGUAACAAGCGGUUUGUUUAGUUUUGAUGUAUUAUUUAAGAGUGUUAAUUUACACUAGAUUCUUUAAUAAUUACUGUAUAAUAAUGGAUUUUAACAUACAAGUUCGUAAGAAGCAGCUGCUGAAUUUAGAACAGUUCAUAUUUACUUCAAAAGAUAAAGUUCAUUCUAUAUUAGAUUGCUUGGGAUGGAAUGUGAAAGAAGUGUUAAAAGAGAAAACCCUUGUUAACUGUCCUCUUGAUUUAAAUCACAAAAUAGCCGAAAAGAAUGUUAGUAGUCAUACUGAAACAUGUUAUUUAAAGCGUGAAGGAUAUGCCUUAAAUGAAAAUUUCUUAUCUGAACCUCUUCAUGAUCCCCAAGCAUCACUUUAUAUUGAAAAUGGGGUGAAAAUGGCCAUAUUUAAUGAAGCCAGUCAAAGAAUUCCAAACUUCAGAAGAGGAUGGAAUGGAAGAGAUCGAGACCCCAAGACAGCAGACCGUCUCAUGUCAACUUUUAGUAAUGAUGAGCGAACAGCCUUAUAUGAAUACGUCAUUUCACGUACCAAAGGCCCAAUUGCUCCACCAGAAUUUAACAUUAAUGAACCAAACGAAUCUGUGGAAAACAAAACUCUCACAGAAGAGGAGCUCUUGAUACGUAAAAGGGACGCCAGGCGUCGGCGUAUAAAAUACAAAGCGGUUCAUACAAACAAAAAGAGUUACAAAGAAGUUUUGCGAGAAGUAAUAGGUAGUCAAAUGGAAAUGUACAAAGACUGGCUUCAAGAAGGCAGAAUUAGGGGAUGCAGAACUCCUGAAGGUGAUCCAGAUGAUCCUGACAACCAAAAUAACGAACAACUUAGUGAAAGUAAUGAACAUCCUGUCGAUGGUAGCUCACAGGAUCGUUCCUACGCCUCUGAUGUCCUUUACGAUUAUCCCUGCGAUAAUUCACUAACAAGUCGAGGAAGUAACCAUUCAGAGAGUUCAAAGGGUUCCAAGCAACGUGGAAGUCGUAAAUACGACCACGAAAGAGACGAAUAUCGAAAUAGUUAUAAAAAAAAACGGGAUGAGUAUGUCCCUGAUGGGGGCUGUUUAAAGAGUAGGGAUGGAAGUUAUGAAAAAGAUCAUGAAUACAGAAGUAGGAGUUGCAGUAAAAUAUCAAGUGACGAAAGAAAACAUGAUAAAUAUAAUAAUUAUUCUGAUGAAGGCAAAGGUUAUAAUGAGCACCAUUAUGAAAAAUACAGACAUCGACAUAAGGAGCCUUAUUCUCACCAUAACGGUCGGUAUGACGAAAAAUACGAAAGAACUCGAAGGCAUAGGUCCAGAUCCAGAUCGAAAUAUUCGUCUUCCUCUUUAAAGAAACACAGGUAUCACAGUCGGAACCAUUAAUUGAGUGAUUUUUGUUUGAAGUAUAAUUGUAUCAUAUUAAUAACAAUACAUUGUUAGGUGCUUUGUAAUAAGAAUUAGUUCUGUAUUUGAAUAAAUUUUCUACUGAACUUCUCAAUAAAAAUUGUUUUAAAAACAGAA